Messenger RNA from Pogonomyrmex barbatus (red harvester ant), 1468 nucleotides. RefSeq names its product Caseinolytic protease proteolytic subunit (gene ClpP). Gene Ontology annotation, cellular component: endopeptidase Clp complex. Gene Ontology annotation, biological process: protein quality control for misfolded or incompletely synthesized proteins. Gene Ontology annotation, molecular function: ATPase binding; ATP-dependent peptidase activity; serine-type endopeptidase activity. Lineage: Eukaryota; Metazoa; Arthropoda; Insecta; Hymenoptera; Formicidae. The record is from RefSeq and is a predicted model, not a curated record.
CAUGCGAAUUACUGAAAGAAUUUUAUAUGUGUAGGAGGAGUAUAUUCGGAAAUGUAAGAUAUAAUCUGUAUUUGUGCAAAACAAAUAAUAAUCUGGUAAUAAGAAGAAAUAAAUUAAUAAGCAAGAUCUUUUCCUCUUGUUUGCCUUUGCGCACACUAUUCUAAUGAAUGUGUAUUAAGAUCUUUGGAAAUGUUCGGAGUAUAGGUUAUGUUUGUUUAGUUUAUUGUGUUUUUUCUAUUUUUUUUUAUGGAGUAAAAGUGUGUUUCUUUCUCUCUCUCUCAGAUGUUAUGAUUGUAACCAUAUUUUAGUAGAAGUGAAUUUUUUUUAUCAAAAGAUAUUUUUUCUGAGCAAUCAUUGCCCUUUACGAAAAUGUUGCGAAAAAUAAACGGCUUACUACAAAUUACUACUUGUGGACACAGAAUAAGUAGCAGAUAUUUGAAUUUUGUUCCUAUUGUAGUGGAACAAAGUGGACGUGGUGAACGAGCAUAUGAUAUCUAUUCGCGUCUCUUGAAAGAGAGAAUCAUUUGUCUCAUGGGUCCAGUUACAGAUGUUGUAGCUUCUGCAGUAAUUGCUCAACUUCUUUUUCUUCAAUCAGAAAGUAGUAAAAACCCAAUUCAUUUGUAUAUCAACUCACCUGGUGGUAGUGUUACAGCAGGACUUGGAAUAUAUGAUACUAUGCAAUAUGUUCUUCCUCCUAUCUCUACAUGGUGCGUAGGUCAAGCUUGUUCUAUGGCAAGUCUACUUUUGGCAGCUGGAACCAAAGGCAUGCGCCAUUCUUUACCAAAUGCUAGAAUCAUGAUACAUCAACCAUCAGGAGGAGUACAGGGACAAGCUACAGAUAUCCAAAUCCAAGCCAAGGAAAUACUCAAAUUGAAGCAACAAAUCAAUGAGUUAUAUGUCAAACAUACUGGACAGAAAUUAGAAGAGAUAGUAAAGAAUACAGAGAGAGAUUAUUUUAUGAAUCCAACGCAAGCAAAAGAAUUUGGAAUUAUAGAUAAAGUACUGACCCAUCCUAUGCAAGAAACUGCAGAAACAGCAGAAAAAGACAAUACAAUAAAAUCUUAAUACUGCUGAUAGGAUAGGAUAGGACAGAAUGGGUUUACAGGUUUCACGUUAUUGUUAUAUUAUAACAAAUGCAUUAAAAAGGUGCAUCAUUGUUUAAUAAAAAAAAACUAUAAAACAAUUAUAAACUAUAUCCUAUUCAACUACAUUUGAAAAUAAUAUAUCCAUCUACUUUCAAAUUGGCAUAUAUAAAACAUACUGACUUAUAUAACAGCGAUAUGAGUAUUAGAAUCGAUGUAAUCAUCUAUUUUUUUCAAGAUAUAUCUUCAGACAAGCGUAUAUAUAUAUAUAUAUAUCGAUAAGAGCAAGUAUAUGAUUUGCAAUAUGAUAGCAAACUUGGUCACCUACAAUAUAUUGUCAUAUGUUUCUGUGUUUAUAACUCAUUAAAAAAUGUUUUAAAUUUGCA